GACGUGGUUUGAAAAUGUCAGGGAAUCUGUGUCCCGACUGAGCGGUCACAGCUAUACUUCACCUCACUUUACCUGUGUGCAUGUGUAGACCAGUUUGUGUUUGGGAGGGAGUCCAGCGAAUGACAUUAUUUGUUGGAAGUGUUAAUGGUUUAUUCCGAGGGCAGCCGCUGCCCUUUUGAAUAGACGGAGGAAGGCGGGCAUGCUGCCUCUGGGUCGCGUUCAGACAAAUAAACAAAGGUGGCCAAAGCCACAUGUGCGACUGCCAACCUGCCUGCCAGCGGGCGGGCAGUCCCUCAGUGGGGGCGACCCUGGCAACCAUUAUUCAGGCGGACUCUGGCUCGGAGCCAGAACUGAAGUUUAGAGGUAUUUUCACAUGUCUGGCAUCGUGUGAGAGCGUGCUUAGACAUCGGCGUGCAUGUGCUUGUCUAGACGCUGUGACCACACUGAAGAAAGAACACAGGCUGACUCAUGUCACUGUGAGGUGUUCACCAAUCAAAGGGCAAAGAGGGCAAGGACAAAGGAGCACGUGUCUUAAGUUGACUGCUCACCAUCAGACGGGCAGAGAGACGUCCAAGGAAAACGGGCCACAGAUCGCCGACUUACAUCAGCUCCACCGCAUGCCGUCAUCUCCACCAACCCUGGGCUAAACCAACUCAAGCUGACUGAUUAAGAGCCUCCAUCAUCCCUUCCCGUCACUGGAAACAAGUGGAGUAAAAGAACGCGGGGUCAGCUAAAGACAGCUUCAUCUGUCUUCCUGAUUGAUACAGAGAGGAAGGGAGGGGAGGCUUAGCCCUCCUCGCUCUUCCUUCCCACACAGAGGCCAAAAGAAAACACUUGUAUGCAGACUCCAUCUAUUAAGUAAGCCGACACUCUCGCAAAGAUCCGAGGGCGUUAUUGGCUACGGUUCGAACCUCGCGUUUCUGUUUCUCGCUCAAGGUUCGUCUCUUAUGUACCGGUGUUUGUCUUGCUUAGAGAGACUCAAGGUUGCUCUUGGUCCUUGGUGACAACAAGCAGAUGAGGCCUGUGUGUGUGUGUUUGUGUAAAAAGAAAGAACCGGACAGGGAGUAUUCAGUGGUAAGUUUGUUGUCUUAAGUCUUAAUCAGAGUCUUCAAACAGACCAUAUUUCUCAAUAUUUCACCUCAUGCUUUUGCACAAUUUCCCCGAGAUGUGAAUCACAGGGGUGUUUCGUUACUUAUCUUGAGAAACUUGACCAAUAACUUGGGAAUAUUAGGCGUUCCUGGCUGUUGUGAGAGCCUGGGCUGGAGGAGCAGAGCUGAAGAGCAGAGAGAUUACGUCAUCUUUCACUAAUAUGAACCUUCUUGUUUUCUGUCUCUAAAUAUGGCAUGAGAACAGAGCCAGAGACAGAACGCUUGGCCAGCUAACGCUGUUUUAGCUGAUGUGAUUCAACAGCACAUGUAUACACACACACAUACAUACAUACACGAGCACAUAUCUCGCUCUCAUGUGGUCAGUAAUCAAGGUCCUACUUUCUGGCUGCCUCUUGUCCUUUUGUCUGCCAGGCUGACAGUGAUUGCUGCUGUAAAUGUGCUAAGAGUGAGACUAUGAGAUGACAUAAGCCUCACGCAAAGUAAUGCCAGGUGCAGGCCUAUCCGUUUCACUAACACUAACUUAUGACAAGAGGCCUUCUGAUUUUGGAUUAGCCCAUAAACGAAGCCACACAAUGACCACUUGUACUGCUGAGACACAAUGCAUGACCCCGUUUAACCUUUUCUUUGAUAGGAAGCGUAGUUCUGCUUGUCCUCAUGUCGAGCUGCCGUCUCCAAUCAUUUCUUAUUCUCCAGUUCGAUCUCAAAUGUCUUCGUGGAAUCGAGGUCAUCCGGAGAAACACAACUCAACCAACAUGCGAGACAAGAGAGAGAGGUGGGAGGCCAGCAGGACAAGACAAGACCUGUCCCGCGAUGACUUGUUGUUUCUGCUCAGUAUUCUGGAGGGAGAGCUUCAGGCCAGAGAUGAGGUGAUCGCUGUGCUGAAGUCAGAGAGGACAGACUCGGCUCUACUUGGGGCCCAAUAUGGAUUCAGCGGACCAGAGAAGCCGCUCCGUGCCCUGCAGAGAGACUCCCUCCGGGCCCAGCAGUACCAGCUGCAGGAUGUGUACAAAAACCCAACUGCUCAGCUAAACCACAUGGUGAAGGCCCAGAAGCGCUCAUCCGAGCGGAUGCUGGAGCAGCUCCUGGAGGUGUCCCGCUCUCACAGUGGUGCCCUACGAAGGCUGGAGGAGCAGGAGAGGAACCACAGGGCGUUUAUCCAUAAGAGCAACUGCCUUACCGCUCUACUGGAGCAGGACAGAGAGAGACUCAAGCUCCUGACUGUGAAGGAGAGAGAGUACCAGGAGAUAAAGGAGAAGAAAAGCCAAACAGAAGUAUCGGCUCUGAAGGACGAGCUGACCCAGCUGAAGGCUUUCGCGCUGCUGGUCGUGACGGAGCAACAGCGUCUGAGCGAGCUGCUGGAGGAGCAGAGGCGUCGCGUCCGAGAGCUGACCGCCAUCACCGACCACAUCGAGCGGGAGGCCGGCGCUGCAAAGACGACAACGCUUGAGGUUGAGCACUGUAAACAAGUUUCCGUCUUCAAUCGAGGCAUGAUGACGGCUCCGCCGAGCCUGCUGUCGGAGGUGGAGAUGCUGAGGAGGAGGGUUGUGGAAAUGGAGGGAAAGGACGAGGAGCUGCUACGCAUGUGGGACCAGUGUCGAGACCUUGACCGCAGACUAGCGAGGGAGACCAGCCACUGCCGCAGCUUGAGAGUCGAGGUGGAUAAACUCAAUGGCAGGAUCAGUGAGCUGGACAGGAUAGAGGAGGCUUUAGGUAAGAGCAAGCAGGACUGCGGUAUUCUGAAAGGCAGCUUGGAGCGAGAGAGAGAGGUUAGCAGGAUGCUGUCUGCUGAGCUUGACACUCUGAAAGUUAGGGUGAGAGAGCUAGAGGCCAUUGAAGGCCAGCUGGAGAAGAGCGAAGCGGUGAUUAGACAGGACCUCGCCAAGCUCAGGUCACUGACUGUAGCUUUGGUGGAGGACAGAAAGACCAUGGCCGAGAGGCUCCGGCAGGCUGAGGAAAAACUCAACAGGAAGGAGGGCAGGAGAAGUGAGCAGAGCAAUUUGGCACCGAUGACAGAAAGACGAGGGGAUGAGAAGCAGCAGACACUGAGGUCUAAGGCAGAUUUAGAGGAAAGGAUUAAGGUCAUAGCGAAGGAAAAAGAUGAGCUCCAAGACAGACUGCAAACAGAGGAGGAGAGGAACAGAGAGCUACAGAGUAAAAUCACCACAAUGAAGAGAAGGUUACAGGUCUUGGAAAACAGGAAAGAAAAGGGGGAGAAGUACGGACACAGCUCGAUCAACCCGAACAACCCAAACCAUCAGUGCCAAACAGAAGACAACAAAGUCAAAGAGUUGGCUCAGGAGCUGGACAGGCUGCGGAAGAGACUACAGGACAAGGAGAUGGUGGAGGGAGAGCUGAUGAAGGUAGAAGAGGAGUUUGAGUCUCUGCAAAAGAGGUUCAGAGAUGAACAGAGGAGGUCGCAGGCUCUGACGGAGGAACUCGAGAUGGCAAAGAGGGAGCUUUCCAGGUACGACCAGGCGGAGAAGCAGGAGGUCAACCAGGAGCACCUUCUCCUCUGCCGUCUUCAGAAGGAGCAGGUCAAGUCCAGGCUGCUCGGCAGAGAGGUAGAAACCUUGAAGGAGAAACUCCAGAAGCUGAUGGGAACCGAGGAGUCCAUCUGCAGAGUUCAGACGGAUCACUCCACUCUGCAGAGGAAACUGAUCCAGCAGGAAGCCAGGAACAGAGAGCUGGCCAGAGAGAUGAAGGAACUCAACAGUGAGCUGGACAGGUACAGACGGAUAAAAAACCUCACGCCUGGAGCGAGUAGACACUUUUCAGACCUUCAUCAGACCAGCAAGGAGGUCCAGACUGAGGAGAAAGGUAGCCUGCCUCCUGACUACAGCAUGCACGCUGAGAAACUGGACAAAGAAUACGAGGAUGAAGACCCAAACCACAACGCGGAGGUCAUGAACAGGAGUAGCUCCCUCGUAAACAACCUUAACAGCUUGAACAGUGCAAAUAACAACAUCAGCCAGUACAGCAGCCAUUCGCCCAACAGCAUAGACAUGCAUCAAACGGUUAACGGAGAGGUGAUGAUGCUAACGCACACACCGGGGCAGCCCCUGCACAUCAAGGUGACACCACACCAUAUACUCAACACGGCCACGCUCGAGAUUAGCAGCCCCACUGGAGACUCGGCUUCAUCCUACACCAGCACGGCUGUCAUUCCGACGAGCGGCGCCUCGCCCAAACAGAGAAUAACCAUCAUCCAGAACUCCACUCCAUCUGCAGUCAACACUAAAACACCCCCUUCGAGCCCCGACCGCACCAUCUCCCCACUUAACGGGACGGCGGUCCCUCGCGUAUUGAGUACCAAUUCAUCGCGCUCCGUGACGCCCGACCACAACAGCUCCCCCAUUCAGAUUGUAACGGUCAGGACGUGUUCUCCGGAGCCGUCGGAGGUCACCGGUCAGGCCGUUUUCUGCAAGACGCCGGAGCGGCAGAACAGCUGGAAGUCCAACAGCAGUGGCGACACGAGCCCCAGUAUUAUCACCACAGAGGAUAACAAGAUCCACAUCCAUCUGGGGAGCCCGUACAUCCAGCCUCUUAAUGGUAUGACCCACGGUACCCCACAGCCUGUCGGACCGUACUACCUCCGACAUGAACAAAGGACUCAAGUGCUCGCCAAUGGCUGUCACGUCAAAGGCGUUGGCAAGAUUACAAGUAGCAUCACUAUUUCCCCUGCUACCUCUUCAGCUUCACAUUCCUCAAACAUUACAGUAAGUGGACUUUGUGAUUAGGUGAGCGUACAUUACGGACUAGACAACGAAAGCGCUGCGCUUCAUCUGACGAGAAAACAGUUUGUUGUAUUUUGUAGCAAUCAUUAAAUAAAUGCUUUGUGAUAUUUCUGUACAGCGUGCUCGUAGUUAGUCUAUCACAGACUUACUGACUUUAACAACCCUUUACUGCAGCGGUCCCCAACCUUUUUGCGGCAUCGACUUAGAGUAAGACGAUCUGUUCACGAACUGGCCUUCAAGGUGUGGGGGAUAAAAUGAUACGACCGGCAUAGAAACUAAUAUAAAGUGCAUAAAAAAUACAACUCACCAUUACGCUGAACUAGUGGGAGCCCUGAGCUUGUUUUCUGCCACGAGCCGGUCAAAUUGAGGGAUGAUGAUGGCUGAACUCUGCCGAUGGAUCUUCUUGUUCUGUCUCCUCAUUGGGCCUUUUACUCUUUACAAACAAGUUCUCCAAAGACGUUUGUUUGUUUUUUUACUAAUUUUUGCAUUUGGGCUUAAUUUUGGGGGGGACUUCUGGUCAUUUUUCAAAAUAAAACAUCUCUGAUAAUCAAUAAAAGUAUUUCUUUACUCAUUCUUUCUGUGCGGGCCCGGAAGCAAAUGACCCAUGGAACCAGCACCAGUCCACGGCCCGGUGGUUGGGGCCCGCUGCUUUAUCUUAACAUCUGACAUGUGUGAUCUGAAGUUAGACGUCAUCCCCAACCCCCAAAUGUGUGAUGUGCUUUGUAUUGAUUUUCUGUUUCAUGAAUGUUUCUGUUCAUUAAAAAAGUGUUGUGUUGUUUUUAAUUCA
Molecule: messenger RNA, 5630 nt
Organism: Larimichthys crocea (large yellow croaker)
Lineage: Eukaryota; Metazoa; Chordata; Actinopteri; Sciaenidae
Product: filamin A-interacting protein 1-like
Exons: 5
Coding region: 1592-4846 (1084 amino acids)
Source: RefSeq, a predicted model, not a curated record